ACACAUAAACACGUGUACGCGAUAGAGUGUUUACAGUCACAACGGGAUUUUAGGUUUACCGCCGUGAGUCAUGAUGCAACUCAACAUUGGAAGUUUCCAUGUCAUGGGGUUUUGUAGGCCUGUAUAUAAACACGGACAAAACAUUUAAUACCUACAUUACAUACACAAACGGACAGAACGAGACCGAUACGCAAAUAAAACGGUUACUUUACAAAAAUACCAUGGCUAACUUUGACUAUCUGUUUAAGUACCUGCUGAUAGGCGACUCGGGUGUAGGGAAAUCUAACCUACUACUCCGGUUCGCGGAUGACGUAUUUUCAGAAACCCACAUAGCAACAAUAGGUGUUGACUUCAAAAUCCGAACUGUGAACAUUGAAAACAACAUUGUUCAAUUACAUAUAUGGGACACGGCGGGACAAGACCGGUUCAAAAGCAUUACGUCAUCUUUCUAUCGAGGGGCGCACGGCAUUAUGCUUGUAUAUGACGUCACUGACAUGGAUUCAUUCAUAAACGUUGAAAAAUGGCUCCAGGAGGUUGACAAACAAAGAGGCCGAGAUAACAGCAUUAUUCUCGUAGGGAACAAAUCAGACAUGACCAGUAAACGGGUGGUGACGUGGGAAAUGGGCAAGGAAUAUGCUGAUAAACUGGGUGUUUUGUACUUGGAAACCAGUGCAAAAACGUCGACAAAUGUCGAAACUCUAUUUCUGACCAUGGCAGCCGACAUAAAAAGCCACCUCGUCGAGAGUAAGCUAGACACCACAGGAGGUGGGACAGUGAUCGUCCGAAACAGUUCGCCAGUCGUGAAGAAGUCGUCAUGGAUAUGUUGCUCAGUUUAGAGUGACUUGGAAACCGUUAUGUGACAUAUUCUGUGGCUAUUAUGGCUAGAGAAAGAUGUGAAGAAACAUCUCAUGUGGCUUGUGUUGAUUUUGCGGAACAUUGUUGAGCGACUAUUGUUUAAGUCACCGGUGGCACAUGUAGAAUAUUGGUCAUGUGAUAUGUGCAAAGGGCAUUACGAUCUCGACAAUUGUUCUGCCAUAUUUGCUACAAAUUUAAUAAAUUUGGAUAAACACGUAUGCCCUAAUGGUGUAAGAAAACAAGUACACAACUUUUAAGAAGAAUCGGUACAUUGCUUCUAAGGCGAUAGAGAACGACAACUUGUGAGGUACACAUUUUUUUCUUGGAUUCCAUACCAAACAUUAUCCCAAAAAAUGGUGAGGACAUUUGAAUAUUGUGUACCUCAGAAAGAUCGAUAUAAAUGAUUGUAUGACAUAAAAACACAUAUUUCUGGGUGCAAUAUCCAAAAGAGGCGCUGGAUUCCUACAAAGAUGGAGGACUACACAAAUCCGCAAGCUAGACAGACUGCAUGCUGAGUAUCGUCGUCAGUUUCAAUGCAAGUUCUCGAAAAAGAUAUUUGAAGACCCAGCUUGAAACAAGUGACAUUUACAGUUAUUAUGAACCUAUAUAUAUGCGGGAUAUAGAAAUAGUGAUGUACGCAAAACAUACUAAGAAUCCACAUCAGUUUCAAUUCUAGUUACUGAUAAUGACAUUCGAAGGAUGUUCCAUACAUACUAUUACUGUACCUGUGUAAGGAAGUUGUACAUAGUACAUUAGACGAUGCAGCUUUAUUUACAAUUAUUAUGUAUAUAGGAUUUACGGCUAGCAUAACAUGAAUACCCACAUGAGAUAUUACAUACAUGGUUCCAUACAAGAUUUACGACUACUUAAGCCUGUAUGACUAUAUGAAGUAUAAUAUCAAUUGUUCCACAGAAGAAUCGAGAUAAGUUUCAAUCCAAGUAACUGAUAAUGACAUUCGAGCAAUGGUCCUUUAAUACUAUUUGUAUACGUGUGCAAGAAAGUUGUAUAUAUCAUAUUCGAAGGUGCUUCUCGCUAUAUAAAUAUCAUGAGUUACGGCUUCUAAAGCCUGUAUGACUAUAUGAAGUAUAAUAUCAAUUGUUUCACACAAGAAUCGACAUCAGUUUCAAUCCCAGAUACUGAUAAUGACAUUCGAGUGAUGGUCCUUUAUAUGUAAUGGGUGAUAUUAAAUACUUGUGACAAAUACAUGUAAGGUAUCUGUUGUUGAUAAUUUACCAGAUCAUAUUAACAAUAAUUCAGUAGAUAUUUCACUCUGUCACUCAGCAUAUUUUCUUCAAGUUGAAUACAGAAAUAAUUAUAAGCCUUUGACAUUAAUCAUGGGCGGAUUGGUCGAGUGGUUAACACUCCGGCCUUC
Messenger RNA from Mizuhopecten yessoensis (Yesso scallop), 2227 nucleotides. RefSeq names its product GTP-binding protein YPTC1-like. NCBI's taxonomy places the organism in Eukaryota, Metazoa, Mollusca, Bivalvia, Pectinida, Pectinidae. The record is from RefSeq and is a predicted model, not a curated record. Bases 99 to 836 code for a protein of 245 amino acids. Gene Ontology annotation, molecular function: GTP binding; GTPase activity. The transcript has 7 exons. Gene Ontology annotation, biological process: protein secretion; regulation of exocytosis.